Phyllotreta striolata is the source of this 558-nucleotide messenger RNA. The record is from the annotation of a GenBank genome assembly. NCBI's taxonomy places the organism in Eukaryota, Metazoa, Arthropoda, Insecta, Coleoptera, Chrysomelidae.
AUGUAUUUAAACAAACCUCACAAAAUGAUUAGCAAACUUUUCGUUUUCGGUUUAGUGUACCUUUUGGGUUCAACUGUAUGCCUAAAACCCAAUCUAGACCGAAAGUUCGAUCCUCAAAUACGGCUCAUUGAAAAUGUAGAUUUCCAAGUACAAGCGGAAGAAUUGGAAGAAAGGAAAGCCGCUGGGAGAUCGAAUAUUCUAAACGUGCUAGAAGGCAUCGUGGAAGUUUUGCAGACGAUAAUACGUUUCAUGAACGGCGUGGCGAAAUUAGACGACAUUGUUACAAAGAUACAGGAACUGUUCAAAACCUUCCAGAAGCUGUUUAACGUCAUAGCUAUAAUUUCUGAAGUUCCUAUAAUAGGCAAACCGGUGGCAUGGGUUUUGAGCCCUCUUUUGAGUAUGAUAGGUCGCUUGGUGGACAAUACGCCCGUGUUCGGAACAUUGCUCAAACAGCUUAUUGUGGGACCCGAAUAUCCGGCGACUCCACCACCAACCACUACUACCACAGCAAAGCCGUCCGUAUGGGGAGGAUUAUGGGGCGGUCCUCAGGCGGCCUAA